Molecule: messenger RNA, 1184 nt
Organism: Centruroides sculpturatus (bark scorpion)
Lineage: Eukaryota; Metazoa; Arthropoda; Arachnida; Scorpiones; Buthidae
Product: dnaJ homolog subfamily C member 5-like
Exons: 6
Coding region: 190-732 (180 amino acids)
Biological process (GO): regulation of neuromuscular synaptic transmission
Cellular component (GO): type Is terminal bouton
Source: RefSeq, a predicted model, not a curated record
CCCAUGCAGAUGGAGGCGGAUGGACGUCAGUGACGUCAUUAGCUCCGAUCGUCGAGUGGAGUCGAGGAAGGUUUGUUUUGGUGGAAAAGUCGAAAUAUGGCUCGUCUAAUGGAUAAUAUAAUAUUUUAAUUAAUUCCUUUGAAUAAAAACUCUUAAUUGUUUUUAUUCUCUUCAACAAGAUAUUCUUUAAUGGCGGCUGCUAGUCGAAAAUUAUCAACUUCUGGAGAUUCAUUGUAUUUGAUAUUGGGUCUGCCAAAAACUGCUACUCAAGAUGAAGUAAAAAAAACAUACAGGAGGUUAGCUCUUAAAUAUCAUCCAGAUAAAAAUCCAAAUGAUCCUGCAGCAGCUGAGAAGUUUAAAGAGAUUAAUCGAGCACAUAGCAUUUUGAGUGAUUUAACUAAAAGAAAUAUAUAUGACAAUUAUGGAUCUUUGGGAUUGUACAUAGCUGAACAAUUUGGAGAAGAAAAUGUCAAUACUUAUUUUGUACUUACAAGUGGAUGGUGCAAGGCUCUCUUUAUAUUUUGUGGCAUAAUCACAGGAUGUUAUCUAUGUUGUUGUUUUUGCUGUUGCUGUAAUUUCUGCUGUGGAAAAUGCAAACCAAGACCACCAGAAGAGACGGGCGAUUACUGUAACUUAAAGAAUCAACAAGGAAUCCAGUUUCCUAGUCAGAAUGCUACUACUAACAAGACGGGUAGGUCAAAGGUGAGCUGUCUAGGUAGUUUUUUCCUAUAACAAUCAGCAAAUAUUAAAUAAAAUCUUCUUUCAUGGACAUUUUGACAGAUAUUAAAUGAUUUUAUAAAGUAUAAUUCUUUAAAAAUAAAAAUCUGUAAUAUUUUUGGUCAAAUCUAGCCAUCUAGUUACUAUGUAAAAUAAUUAACCACUUCUAAUUUUUAGUCUUUAUGAAAUAUUUAAGUUUCAAUUAAAACACCUUGUUUUAAAUCUUUUCUUUCUUAAUAAAAUGAACAUAAUAUAAAAAACUGCUUGUUCAAUACAUACUACUAAAUUAUAUACAAUAACAGAUGUGCCAUCAAUACUGAGAAUUUCCAGAUGACAGCUAAUCCUUGAACAUACUAUUGGGUGUGACAGCCAAAUUAUAACUGAACAAAAAAAAUACUCCUUUCAAAACUCAAUAAAUAUAAAACUGUUUUAUUACGAUAGAUAUAUGAGAGUCUCAAAUGAUUUUA